This is a messenger RNA of Hyposmocoma kahamanoa, 1042 nucleotides long. RefSeq names its product pupal cuticle protein-like (gene CPH31). Bases 139 to 909 code for a protein of 256 amino acids. The transcript is spliced from 2 exons. The record is from RefSeq and is a predicted model, not a curated record. NCBI's taxonomy places the organism in Eukaryota, Metazoa, Arthropoda, Insecta, Lepidoptera, Cosmopterigidae.
GGUCAGACGCAAGUUGCACUUCAACAUAGCGAUUCCUGGAAGAUUCUAGUCUUCCAGCAGCGCUAUAGGAACAAACAAAAAACCUAUUUAUUUCCAUAACUAUCUCUCAUUCACACCUGUGCAAAACCACCUAUCAAAAUGAAAUCCAUGAUUGUAGCAGUAUGCUUAGCUCUCGCGUGCGGUGCUCACGGCAGCGGUUGGCAAGGUCCUCCUGCCAACAUUGCUUUGUCGCAAGACGGCCGCAACAUCCUCGACACACCUGAGGUAGCGCAAGCACGUGCUGCCCACCUUUCUGCACUACAGCGGGCCGCUCAGAACAAUCCUAAUCCCCAAGAUGACGGCUCCUACAACCCCGCUUGGGACAACGAGGAGUACUGGCAGCGCGCUGAACAGCAGAACAAGUGGAACGCCCCUGCUCAACAAUGGAACGGUGCUCCUGCCCAGCAAUGGAACGCUGCCCCUGCUCAGCAAUGGAACGCCGCUCCCGCUCAGCAGUGGAACGCUGCUCCCGCAUGGAACGCCGCCGGUGCUGCCCCUGCCCCCGUCGCUGAAACACCUGAGGUGGCUCAGGCUCGUGCCGCUCACCUGGCAGCCCUAAGCGCCGCUAAGUCCGCUGCUCCCGCGCAACAGCAAUGGAACGCUGCUCCAGCUCACAACCAGUGGAACUCCGCUCCCGCUCAACAGUGGAAUGCCGCCCCCGCUCAACAGUGGAACGCUGCCCCCGCUCAGCAAUGGCAGGGUGCUCCUUCCUGGCAGGGUAACCCUCAGGUCGCCAACAUUCAGCUGGCUCGUGACGGCUCCGGCAUCCUGGAUACCCCUGAGGUAGCGGCGGCGCGCGCUGCACAUUUGGCCGCUCACCAACAAGCCGGUCACGGCGCGGCCCCCGCACACAACCAGCAGCAGUGGUGAACUUCUCCUUUCUUCUUCUCCUCUUCCCCGCUGCUUCGACGUACCACUAGCCCGUGGCAUGAGAUCUCAGUGAUCAUUUUCUAGUUUCGCUAGUCGUCGUUCGACGCAGUUUCUACAUUUCCUUCGAUCUCUU